Molecule: messenger RNA, 357 nt
Organism: Caenorhabditis angaria
Lineage: Eukaryota; Metazoa; Nematoda; Chromadorea; Rhabditida; Rhabditidae
Source: the annotation of a GenBank genome assembly
AUGAACGGAUUUUAUGUAUUCCUUCUAAUUUCCACCAUUUUUAUGGUGUCAAUUUUUGGAGCACCAACUUCAACAUCAAAUUCUGCUCCAUCGCAAACCCUUCUUCAAGAAUCAGCCUCUCAAAUUUCCGAACAACCUCGUUCAAAUCGUGUUCGUCGUUGGUUCCCUGGUGGUUUUGGCGGCGGUUUUGGUGGCUACAGUAAUUAUGGUGGAUACAGUAACUAUGGGGGAUAUAAUGGAUUUGGAGGAGGAUUCGGGCCUGGCGGAUUUGGUGGAUUCAAUAAUUAUGGAGGAGGUGGCAGCUAUGGGGGAUAUAGAAACUUUGGAGGAUUCGGUGGAUUUGGAUGGGGAAAAUAA